Messenger RNA from Ooceraea biroi (clonal raider ant), 2154 nucleotides. RefSeq lists its product as uncharacterized. Gene Ontology annotation, biological process: reciprocal meiotic recombination. NCBI's taxonomy places the organism in Eukaryota, Metazoa, Arthropoda, Insecta, Hymenoptera, Formicidae. Gene Ontology annotation, cellular component: site of double-strand break. The record is from RefSeq and is a predicted model, not a curated record.
GUAUCAAGAGUGAUUUGAAUAAAUCAAAUUUCUACAAAGAAGUUUUCAGCACUUUCUGUCUAUAAUACAUAAACAUAUGAAAAAUAUCCAGUCAGUAACCAAUGGUUUCUUCUUUCUGAUUGAUCAUGUUAUAUUCGUCAUGAUAGUUCCGCGUUGUUUAAACAUGGCAUUGAUACGAAGUUUAAAUGGGACGUUGCGUUAAUUGUUCAUUAAAGUAUUAAGCUUCAGUUAAAACGAAAUAAGUUGUGGAGUCGAGCCUAAAUGCAAGAAAUAAAACUAAAUUACAUCGAAUAGGAAAAGAGGAUAGGUUAAAAUAAAGAAACAAAUUUUAAAGGGUUAUUAUCGAUACGAUUAAAAAACUGAACCAUGUAAACGAUCUGUAAAGGAAAAAGUUGCUUCGUUUCAGUAUUAGGAAUCUUCUGGUGUACACUUCAUAUGCGCUCAUUUUGAGACACACUGUAUUAGGGAUCUUCAUUUUUGAAUAAGCAAUGUGCAUUAGAUUGGAAGAUUUACGUCACGUGUCUUCUGACAAACCAAUCACAUGUAACUUACGAUAAUGAUGUUACUUCUCCAAAUGUCUCAAUUAUUAUUGUAACAUGUGCACUUGAUUGUGCACCUUUCUCAUAUGUAUAGUGGCAUAUUGUCAAAAAUAUACCAAGGGUAAUAUAUAAUAAGAAUUUACAUAGCUUUUACGAAUUAAAAUGGAUCUGGAUACAGCUUAUAUUGGUAAGUAUCUUAUCUGUACACUUAUUUAAAAGAAUUGUGGUAAGACAGGAAAGUAUUAUGCAUCAUCAGUCAUGUCCGAGUAUUCUCUCUUUGUAAAAUUUAAUCAGAAUUCGCAGGAAGUUAGAAGUACUUAUAAAGUAUUUUAUUACUUUUGUACUCGUAUUAUAAAAAAUAUAUAUGAAUCAUAAUUGUAAUACUAAUUAUAUAUGGCACAGUAUAAAAGUGUAUAUUUUAUUUAUAAAAUUUAUAUAAAAAUUGCUACAUGAAGAUUAUAUGAUCCAUUAUAUUCAUAAUAUUGAUGGAUAUUCAUGCUAAAUAUUCAUUAAUGUCAGAGCCAUUUAUUCAUGACUGGGUAGAACACAUCCAACAACUUGCAAAGGAACAAGAACAAAAGCUGAGUGAUAAUAAAUUUAACACUGCCAUGCCAUUUAUAGCGAUUCUACCAUCUACCGUCAAAACUGCCUUCAAAAUAGCGGAGUAUCUAGAGUUAAAACCGAACGUGAAGUACAUGGCGAUUCAAUUGUACGACAAGUUUAUGUGCUGCCAGUUCUGGAAGGUUUACAAAACUGAAUUAAAAAAUGGCAUUUCUGAGGCUUCAUGGAUUGCGAUUUGCAAGAAGAUUUCUCAAAAGACAAAACUAUAUCUUAUGUCGUGCUUUCAACUGGCAUGCAAAAUGGAUUCGGCCUCCAAUAACUUGGGAAUAUCACUAAUUCGUAGUAUCCUGCGUCUAAUUGACAGUGAGACUGAGUACACGCAGAAUAUGAUCUUUGCCAGUGAAAUGGAGGUUUUCAAGAUGGUAGAUUUUAAAAUGCCCUUUUGUACGCCGUUCCAGUGCAUCGAGAUUUUCCUGGCGGUGACCGGACUCAGAGAAUCGCCGAACACACUUAACAUCUCGCUACAUUUAUUAGAUUUAACUUAUUUAAAGCACGACACAUUGUACUCGCAAUUUCAUUUUUAUUACGUACACAAGACUAAUUCGAAUAUAGAAUAUGCGAUGAAGAAGGUGAUGCUGCUAAAGUCAAAUGUACUUUUCCUGAGCGCGGUGGUGGUAUUAUGCACAACGCUGUUUUUAAAAACAAAUGUUUCGAAGGACCGAGGUAUUAUGGUAGCAAAAUUGGCCGAGUUAUCAAAUACGAAGGAUACUGAUAUAUUUGGAAUGGCCAAUAUAUUGCUCCUGAUAGCGACGCAAGAAUAAUAGGAACAUAUAAAUGUUAGAUAUAUGGAUAGAAUAUAUGGAACAUAAUUAUAUAAUUAUAUAAUUAUGUAUAUAUAUUACAUAUAAUUCGUGUACAUAUUAUGUAAAUAUUCUGUACUAAUAAUUAUAGAAAUACGAAUAAUUGAACAAAAGUAUCAUAUAUAAUUGUAUAAUUGUCUAUAGUUUUAUUCUUUGUGAUCUCAGCUUACAAUAAAAUAAAUAUUUAAAUAGUA